AUGGCAAGAACGGAGCAUGAGGAGGCGGUGGGGGGGGGGGGAAGAGGUGGAACUUUGCCGAUUUCGUGUGCUUGUCUCGCCCCAUUUGGGGAGAUAGUGGCAACGACAGAGCAUGAGGAGGCACUGGUGGUGGGAGAGGCAAGGUGGAACCAUGCCAAAUUCGUGUGCUUGUCUUGCCUUGCUAACCCCUCUCUGCCCUCUGCCACCCAUGCUUGCCACCAGUUUGGGGAGAUAGUGGCAACAACGGAGCAUGAGGAGGCACUGGUGGUGGGGGAGGUGGACCUGACUCAGAUUGACAUUCGCAGGCAAAACAUGCCCAUCAAGGUACAGCGAAGAGCAGACCUCUACCAGCUCAUGGACAAGACUGCUGCCGAUCAAUAG
Messenger RNA from Closterium sp. NIES-65, 381 nucleotides. NCBI's taxonomy places the organism in Eukaryota, Viridiplantae, Streptophyta, Zygnematophyceae, Desmidiales, Closteriaceae. The record is from the annotation of a GenBank genome assembly.